This is a messenger RNA of Symbiodinium sp. CCMP2456, 3702 nucleotides long. Lineage: Eukaryota; Dinophyceae; Suessiales; Symbiodiniaceae. The record is from the annotation of a GenBank genome assembly.
AUGGUAUCACCUGAGCAAGCAGCCGCUGCAGCGAUUGCACGCUGGGAGGUGGAAGAAGACGGCAUCUGGAAGCCAUGUGAUGCAGAGGUGACUCUCGCAUUGCGCCUGGCUGGAGCCAGCCUGAAGCAGCGCGUGGACUGCAAGGUGCAAGGCAGAUCCUGUGAGCUUGAUCUACUUCGAUUGGUCGAGCGCGAUAAGGUCACCGGAUUUUGCAGGAGCCUUCAACAGCUUCCACCGAAUGCUGCAGAAGCUGCAGCUGCGCGGGCUGCCGCAGGGAGCGCCCCUGGCUUGACGUCCUGUGGGCCAGAAGCAAGCGAGGUCCCAGCUGCACGUUCAAAGCGGACGCUGUCUGGCUACUUUGUGCGGAGUGCAGAAGAGACCUCACAGGCGAAAGCCCCUCGGCACGAAGUACCACAUCCACCAGCGCGUGAGAUGGCUGCGGGACAGCAGCGACAUGCAGCUGUGGCCAGAGCAGCAGAUAAGGAGGAUGCCUCUGCCUCCGUUGACGCGAAGACAGGAAAUGAGCGAAUCGCUUCCAUUUUCGAAGAGAUGAGUGUCAUACAGAAGCUGCGCCGGGACCGGUUCCGUUCACAGGCCUAUGCCAAAGCUGCGCAGGCUCUUCGGGCCCACCAGGAGCCGAUUGCGAGUGGCGCUCAAGCCAAGGGCAUUCCAGGCAUCGGCUCUGGCAUGGCCGGCCGGAUUGACGUGAUUCUGGCGACUGGAGAACUCAGCGAGCUGGAUGAGCUGAAGCGUGACAGCGAUGUCAUCGCAUUGCGCGAACUUCGGUCCGUACAUGGAAUCGGGGCAGUUCGCGCAGCGGAGCUCGUGGAGCGGGGCAUCCGGUCACUGCUGCACCUGCGCGAAGCCGUUGCCAAGAAUCAGGUUCACCUCGAUGCUGCCCAGGUCGUCGGACUGCGCCAUUGUGAAGAGUUCGCGAAGCGGAUACCUUACGCCGAGAUGAAGGAGCAUCAUCACAUGCUUGAAGUGUGCAGACUGCGGAGCAAUCCCAAGUUACUGCUCACAGUUUGCGGUUCCUACCGGCGUGAACGACCUGAUUGUGGUGAUAUUGAUGUGUUGAUCAGCCACCCUGAUUACACAACGGCAAAGCGCGAUGCUAACGCUGGAGGGAAGCUCCUGCAUGGCUUUGUGGAGUCUCUGAAGCACGAUGGGUACGUGACAGCGGACUUGGCUUUCGGCAACACGAAGUUUAUGGGUGUUUGCAGGCUGUCGGGAGACGACCGCUUGCACCGACGGCUCGACAUCCGCUGCUUGCCCAACGACCAGUGGGCACAGCGGACGUUGCCCGAGUUUCUGUUGAUGAGCAUGCAGGACUCGUCUGACAGGAAAAGAAGCAUUGCCUCGACUCCGUGGCAGCACUACGAGCUUUCCAUCGCGGAGGUUCAGCUUGAAGGUGAGGUGAACUUGAUUGGCAAAAAGGAAGAGCCCAUGUUGCAGUUCGACAUCGACCUGGGGAUGCGCGUGGAUGUUGAGAAGAGAGUUGUAGAUCGUGCGAGAAAUGAUGACACCGACUAUUGGCCGGGCAUCGCGCAAAUCGUGCACUUUGACAACGAGAACAUGAAGCCGUCGAUAAUUACACGGCUACAAGAGCUACCAGAAGAUGUGGCGCCCGAGGUAAACUGGUACCUCCAGGAGGGAAUGGGCCGGCAGUUCAUCUGGCAUGGACUGGCUAGGUGGCAUGCUUAUGCAGUCCAAAAGUGGCUGAAGCAACAGAUUGCGCCCGCCGUGCAGGAUCCGCGUGACUGUCCAGUGCCCGCUCCAUCCUUUCCACCGUUUCUUGUGGAAGCUCGCAAGAGGUACGAAGACGAGAUCCGGCAAAUCCUGUUGAAUUCAGACGAUGAGGAGGAAGAUGUGAACACCCACAACCUUCUCGAUGAUAUGGAGCAGGAUGCCGGCCUCAGGUUGCCGCUCGUUGGGCCAAGCCAGAUCCACUCGCUGUCAAGGAAGAUUUUGUCGGAGUUCGACGGUUAUCCGGACUAUGUCAGUCCCCCAGUUUCCGACGACGAAGAUGACUUUGACCCCUCCGCGCCGUACGAAUUUAGCGAUGAUACCUUCGAGUGCAAACGGAAGGGGGCUCCGCCAAAGAUGAAGAAGUUUGGUCGAUACCCUUUUCUCCCAUCCAUGCUUGCAGGCCUGGGUGGUCCGUCAAAGGACUGGCUACCUCCAAAGCAGCAUGCAAUUGCUCAUCCGGAGUGGUUUCAGACUGCUACAAAGUCUGUCGUCAACACUAAUGGUGUCACACACUUAGACCACAUCUUGGAAAAGGCGCGAAAGCGCAGGGAAGAGUUUGCAGCAUCAUCCGCGAACAAGCUCAUAUCGAUGCGGGCGUCGGAUCUUUGCUUGGCCAUCGAGAAGGGUGAUGCCAUGAAAGCUUUUGCCAAGCUCGAUGAGGAGACAGCCAGUUGCCCUCAUCCUGACACCGGGCGCUGUGCAGCGCACUACUGCAUCGCCAAGUCCUCCCACGAGAUGCUGCGGAUGGUGCUGGAAGCCAGGGCUGACCCAGAUGCUCGCGACUCCUUCGGACAAACUGCUCUGAUGAUGGCCGCGAAGCAGGGCGACGAAGAGUCGGCGAAGAUGCUCCUAGAAGCCGGAGCAGAUGCUACGCUGACAGACUCCCUGAACCGCUCAGCGUCAGAAAUGGUCAAGGUCGCGCAGAGUCAAGAGGAGGAGGAGAAUCCAUUACGGCACUGGCGGGAAAAGAUGAUGGGAGAACCAAUCCCCGAGGAUCCCUCGAAAAAGAGUCGCGAUCUAAAAGCCUUGAUCGAUGAUCGAGAGCGACCAAAGAAGUAUGGCGCUUUGUUGCUCGGCGCGCUGGCUCAGAAGGAUGUCAGGACGGCCGAGGCUGCGAUGGAGUCAGGUGCAGAUGUGAACCUUCCAGACGACAGGGGGGACACUGCCCUCCUGCUUAUCGUCAAAAGCAAGUGGAAGGACUCUCAAGGUUUGCAGAGCCGACUGGUGAACAAGGCAUACAAAGCUGGUGCGAGUGUGAACUUCCAGAAUCUACAAGGCAACUCUGGCUUACACUUCGCAUCCCACCGUGGAAGCGUUGAGCUGACCAACUUGCUCUUGAGCUUGAAAGCCAACCCGCGCCUCUCGAACAGCGAGGGCAACACGCCGUUGAUGUACGCGGCUCAUAGCGGCCACGAGGAAGUCUGUGCGGCACUGCUUGAAGCGGGUGCCCCGGUGGAAUUGAAAAAUCGGGCAGGGCUCACUGCACAAGAUAUGGCAGAGCGGAAAAACUUCAAGUCCACAGCCGCUUUGAUUCACGCCUAUCUGCUGGCACCCAAGAAGGAUAAUGAAGCCAAGAAAGUGGAGGCAAAGCGGAAAGAUGCCAAACCCCACAAGCUGGACUUCGACUAUUCAAAAUGGGAUUCACUGGAGCGAGAGAUGCGUGAAGAUGAGGAAGAGGAGCAGACAACUCGGAUGCGAGAGUCAAGCGCAGCGGUUCGAAGGCCGAUGCCAAAGUUUGAAGACCUGGGACCGGAAGCCUUUGGCCUGCCUGCCGACACCCCCUGGCCGCCCGAUGCCUCGAAGAGGAAGAAGGGGCCCUUCGACUAUGGACAUUGGGACAAAAUCGUGGACGACAUCGAGCGCCAAGACAAGGUGUUAGACAGGUACGACCGCUUGCAAAAGAAUCCGCAGUACGAGUACCGAGAUGGCCAGAAGAUGCAGGUGAUCUUCUGA